Rubroshorea leprosula is the source of this 1127-nucleotide messenger RNA. Lineage: Eukaryota; Viridiplantae; Streptophyta; Magnoliopsida; Malvales; Dipterocarpaceae. The record is from the annotation of a GenBank genome assembly.
CAUUACAGGCGAUCCGUUCGGUUACCGUCGAUUCUCGAUUCGAACAGUCGGGUUUUUCGCUUUUCGCCAUUCGGUCCCACAUCUACACGCCGCGCGAAGAAAAUAAUCUGUUGCAGUUUCAGGCGUAAAGCGCCUUUUCUGUGCUUAUCUGCUUCCCUGUCCUCCGCCCCGGCGCCGUCGUUUGCCCCGUAAGGGACCGGGACAAUCCUAAUUUUCUGCUUCCUGCUUGAAGAAUGGAUGUUCUUGCAAAAAUCAGCCUGGCACGAAGAUUCUUAUUUGAUUUUGGAAUGAAGCUUCUCUAUGGAGUUCAUGAGGUAAUCUCUGGUAGACUGUUGAAUUUGGAAGAAGCUGCUAUUGGUGGUAGGUUUCCCACUCAUGGAAGUGUUCUAAUGCUAUUAGUUCAAAUUUAGUACAUGCUGGGUGAAGAUCUAAGCAUAAGAAGAAACAAGCAUAUGCCACACAACUAUAUUGUUGAUAUUGAAGAUCCAUGCUUAGAUACAGAUGUAGAAGGUAUUCAGGUGCAUUAAGCACUGCUCCUUGGGGUUUUUUUUUAAAAUAAUAUCAAGAAAGACAUGAUUGAUAUACCUUUCAGGAAAGAAAUGGUGGGUAUGCUGCAUGCCAUUUCAACACCAUUCUUAGAAGCCUUGGUUUGUCUUGCUUGCUUCUGUUUGGCAUGUAAAAUUGUCAAAUUGAAUGAAUCAACAAGAUAUUAAGUUGUUUUCCUUCCCUCCAUGAUUUUUAGUGGUUGCUUCAAUUUGCCAAAAUGAGACAUUCACUUUUGGCGUCCAUCUAACUAGGGUACUUUCACGCCGUAGUUUGACAGCAUCCACCAUAAUCUACUGGGAGCACAUGCCCAUAGUUCAUCCUAGUUAAAUGGGUUCAAGCUGUUUCUCAUAUUCUGUUUUUCAAGUUAUUUUUUCAGGUGAGGUUCAAGAUUUACAAUGAUUCUUUACCUCUUCUGGAGAGUUCUUUUAGACAGGCCAUUGAGUAUGAUUAUCAAAAGGGUACCAAGUUCAGUCAAGAACUCAACAAGAAGCAAGUGAGAAGAAUCUGUGGAAUUUAAUCUUUUCCAUUAAUUUAUUUGUUCAUACUUCUCUUUUAUUGAGUAGCAUGUGUUAAUAUGGUGC